Messenger RNA from Pimephales promelas (fathead minnow), 810 nucleotides. The record is from RefSeq and is a predicted model, not a curated record. NCBI's taxonomy places the organism in Eukaryota, Metazoa, Chordata, Actinopteri, Cypriniformes, Leuciscidae.
AUGGAUCCUCCGGCUCUGCCUCCAGUCACUGAUCCCGUCACUCCACCCCAGUCCGUCGGCCAGUCGGGUCCACCUUGGCUUCUUCCUCCCUUGGUUCCAACAGAUACCAUUAUUGAUCCUCUGGCUCUCCCUCCAGUCACUGAUCCCAUCACUCCACCCCAGUCAGUCGACCAGUCGGGUCCACCUUGGCUUCUUCCUCCCUCGGUGCCACCAGAUACCAUUAUGGAUCCUCCGGCCCUGCCUCCAGUCACUGAUCCCGUCACUCCACCCCAGUCAGUCGACCACUCGGGUCCACCUUGGCUUCUUCCUCCCUCGGUUUCACCAGAUACCAUUAUGGAUCCUCCGGCUCUAGUCGCUGAUCCCGUCACUCCACCCUCCCCUGAUCCCGUCACUCCACCCCAGUCUGUCGACCAGUCGGGUCCACCUUGGCUUCUUCCUCCCUUGGUUCCAACAGAUACCAUUAUGGAUCCUCCAGCUCUGCCUCCAGUCACUGAUCCCGUCACUCCACCCCAGUCCGUCGGCCAGUCGGGUCCACCUUGGCUUCUUCCUCCCUUGGUUCCAACAGAUACCAUUAUUGAUCCUCUGGCUCUCCCUCCAGUCACUGAUCCCAUCACUCCACCCCAGUCCGUUGACCAGUCGGGUCCACCUUGGCUUCUUCCUCCCUCGGUCCCACCAGAUACCAUUAUGGAUCCUCCGGCUCUGCCUCCAGUUACUGAUCCCGUCAAUCCACCCAAGUCCGUUGACCAGUCGGGCCCACCUUGGCUUCUUCCUCCCUCGGUUCCACCAGAUACCAUUAUGGAUCCUCCGUGA